Trichobilharzia szidati is the source of this 1327-nucleotide messenger RNA. NCBI's taxonomy places the organism in Eukaryota, Metazoa, Platyhelminthes, Trematoda, Strigeidida, Schistosomatidae. The record is from the annotation of a GenBank genome assembly.
AUGAGUACUAAAACUAACACAGACAAUAAACACAGAGGAAAGGUUGAAAUCACAGAAGAAGGCAUUAAAUUACUUGAAAAGUUGACGAAAUCAUUGAAUUCUGCUAACACAACAAAUGGUGGAUGCCCCAUAGCUGAAAGUCCGAUGAAAGAAAACAUUUCAACGCCACAUGAUGGUAAAAGCAAUACAUCUAAGAAAAGGAAACGUGUAACUACUCCUUCUCCUGAUAGAGUUAAACAACCUAAUCGUGCGUUGAAAGAUAUUGUGAACUUUUAUCCGGCUUUAUCAUCGAGCAGUCGAACUUCAUCAAAGGGAACGACGCACAACUCUGAAGGAUAUGAACAUUCUUCUCAAUCUGGUAUUAUCGUUGGUACUUCUUCGUCAGUGCAUAUUCCUCCCUUUCAUACUGAACAGCCGAUAACAUCUGUAAAACAACCCACCAGUGUCAGGUUUCUCGAUGCUUUUGAAUAUGGGAAGGAAUGGCUUCCUGGUUUGUUGAAACCAACGAACUUGAAGAACUUUAUCAGAGAGAAUUAUGGAAAAUCUCCAUUGCAUGUAAAACGAGGCGAGCGAUCCAAAUAUAAGAGUGAUAUUUGGUUAACGUCAUCUGAAUUGUUUGAAAUAGUGCUUAAGGAGCUACUCCUCUACGGUGAACAUGUGGAUCUGCUUGACAGUGGAACACAAUCAUCACAAGAAACCAUGUACCCACAAGGAGAAAGAGCUGUCUCCGAAGUUGUAUUCAAUCAUUAUGCUGGAAAUGGUGGAAUACGCUUCAAAUUCACUGGAUUCACCGUAAAUCGGUCGCAUGUGGACCUGUUCAUCCUACAACAAGAAGGGAAACAAAAAGUGCAAGUUUCAAGGAGUACAGAAGGAGAGAUGGCAGGUGAAAAUAAAGAUAUUUUAACCUUUGCGAUGAAUCCUGGUGACUUACUUUACAUACCCAAAGGUUCUCAAUUCAGCAUGGCGUCUAAUUCCUCUAAACAUUCACUUCAUGUUUGUAUAAGCCUUGAAGAAAAGUAUACUUGGGCUGAUUAUUUAACUGAAUUAUUCCCAAUUAUAAUAAAAUCUGCUGCGGAAAAUGAUGCCGACUUUAAUCAGUCACUUCCAAUAAAGUGUUUCAAAGAUAUUGGUUCAUUUUACACUAUGUCAGAUGGCAAUAGAGAGAUGGUUGAACGUGAACAGGAAUUUCGUCAGCGAAUAACAACAGUCAAUCACGACAACAAAACUUUCAAUGGUAAAAAUUCGUUGGUAGAUCCAUUAUUUCUAGCUGCAGAUCAAAUGGCAGUGAAAAUGAUCAGUGAGAGUCAAGCACCAGUGGUAACACUAG